Molecule: messenger RNA, 5328 nt
Organism: Dictyostelium discoideum AX4
Lineage: Eukaryota; Evosea; Eumycetozoa; Dictyosteliales; Dictyosteliaceae
Gene: vilD
Exons: 3
Coding region: 1-5328 (1775 amino acids)
Biological process (GO): cytoskeleton organization
Molecular function (GO): actin binding; actin filament binding
Source: RefSeq, a predicted model, not a curated record
AUGGGACAACAACAAUCAGGCAUAAAUCCUAAUGAGCAAGCUGCAGCAGUAACAUUUUCAAAAGAUACCGAGAGUGUUGAAAUUAGUGAUAGAUUUUUAGUAACAUUCCCACUAGAACUUAAACAAUUAUUAAAUUUAAAGUUUUUAAAUUUAUCAAGAAAUAAAAUUACAAGAUUAGAUGGUAUUUCAAAUAUUUUAAAACUUGAAGAUUUAGAUGUUUCAUAUAAUGCUAUUUCAAUAAUUUCAGAUGAUUUAUAUCAAUGUAAAUUAUUAGAAAAAUUAAAUUUAUCAUUUAAUCAAAUUAAUAAUAUUCAAUCAUCAUUUAUAGCACAAUUAAAAUUAUUAAAAGUAUUAAAUUUAUCAAAUAAUUUAUUAAGUCAAUUACCAAAUGAAAUUGGAUUUUUAAAUAAUUUAACAACAUUGAAUUUAUCAUUUAAUAAAUUACAACAGUUACCAAAAACCAUUGGUAGAUUAUCAUCAUUACAAAAGUUAAUUAUAAAUAAUAAUUGUUUACAAUUGUUACCUAAUGAAAUUGGUGAAUUGCUUGAAUUACAGCAAUUGGAUUGUGCAGAGAACGAAUUACGUAUACUACCAACCACAAUUGGUAAUUGUAAAUCAUUAACAAAGUUAUAUUUAGAUAAUAAUGAUUUCUUGGAGAUGAUACCAGAACUAGGUAACUUAAUGAAAUUAAAAGAAUUGAAUCUUCGUUCUAAUCAAUUGGUUGAUUUACCAUCAUCAUUCUCAAAAUUAAUUAAUCUUCAAAUAUUAGAUCUUGAUGAUAAUCAAUGGGAACAUACUGAUUACACUGUUAAUGAUAUACCACGUUUAUUACAAUAUUUAAGAUCAAAAAAAGAUGUUGUAAAUAAAUCAAGAAAAUCAACUUCAAAAGAAUAUCGUAGAACUUUAACUCGUCAAAAAAUUGAAGAUAAAAAAAGAUUAUCAAUUAAUAAUGUUUUUGAUAAUAGUUCUUUUCAAGUUGUUGAAUAUAAAAAGAAAUUAUUACAAUUAAAAGGUUUAAAUAGAAUUAUAGUUAAAAGGGUAGAGAUUGCAUUAUCAUCAUUAAAUAAUGAUAGUGUUUUUAUUUUAGAUGUUGGUAAAAGAAUUUAUUUAUUAAUGGGUACAACAUCGAAUCUAAGAGAGAGACAAAAAGGUUUACAUCUUUGUGGGUUAUUACAUACAGAGAGUGGUGGUGUUUCAGAUUUAGUUAUGGUUGAUCCAAAAUCAGCGAAAAAAGAAGAGUUGAUUGAUUUUUGGAAGGAAUUUGGCGGUGGUAAUAAUAGUACAAUGUUAAAGAUAAAGAAUAAAUCCGAUAUAAGUGAUAUGGAGAUGGAAGAGGAUGUAAUUUUACAAACUAAACUAUUUAAAUUUUAUGAGCCUGAAGAGGGUAGAUUGGAUAUUCAAGUUCAUGCUGGUGUAAUACUUUACAAAGCAAUGUUGGAUAGUAACAGUUGUGCAAUCUUAGAUACAGGUAACGAUAUCUACGUUUGGUCAGGUCUUUACAGUAGUAGUAAUGAAAAAUCUUGGUCAAUGUUAAAAGCUGAAGAAUUAAUCACUCGUGGUAAAAGAUCAGAAUUCUCAGAGAUUCAAUGGGUAGUCGAAGGUAUGGAAACUUUAUUAUUCAUUGAAAAUUUCGUUGAUUGGGUUGAUAACUCUUGGGAUCAAGAAUAUAUUAAAACUCAAACUAUCAUUAGAGAACAUGAAGAACAACAACGUAAAGAAGCUGAAAGUGAACGUUUAAGAAUGGAAAGAGAAGAAGAAGAAGAAAUGCAAAGAAUGAAUAGAAAAUCUGGUGAACAAAAACAAUUACAACAGCAACAACAACAACAACAGCAAGUUUCAUUCAUUGCAACUUCUUCACCAUCUUUAAAUGUAAAUUCACCAUUUACAACUGUUACACCACCAUCAUCUAUUGGUACUCCUCAAACUCCAUCUCCAAUUUCAACUAGUGGUAGUACUGUUGUUUUACCACCAAUUAAACCACAAACCACUACUACUUCAACAUUACCACCAACUGUUGUAUUACCACCAAUUAAUAAUAAUAAUAAUAAUUUAUCAGAGAGAGAAAAGAUUAAAGAAAGAGAAAAAGAAAAGAUUAGAGAAAGAUUAAAACAAAGAGAAGCAAGUACUUCUUCAAAUAAUUUAUUAACACCAACUAAUACAACUCCAACUAGUGUAUUAUUACCACCAAUCACUUCAAUCUCUCAACCAUCUUCUCCAGUUUUACCAAAGAUUGAAAAACAACAACCACCAACUGUUGUUACUCAACCACCAGUUUCAACUUAUAAACAUACUUUUAAUCCAGUACCACAACAAAAACCAGUGGAACCUGAAGUUGUAAUUCAAAAACCAGUUGAACCAGUUGUUGUAGUUCAAAAAACACCAGUUGUCCAACAACCACCAGUUUCAACUUAUAAACAUACUUUUAAUCCAGUACCACAACAAAAACCAGCUGAACCAGUUGUAGUUCAAAAACCAGUUGAGCCAGUUGUAGUUCAAAAACCAGGUGUUGAAGUUCAAAAAUCACCAGUCGUUCAACAACAACCAACAACAUCAACUUAUAAACAUACUUUUAAUCCAGUACCACAACAAAAACCAGCUGAAUCAGUUGUUGUUCAAAAACCAGCUGAACCAGUUGUAAUUCAAAAACCACCAGUUGAACCAGUUGUAGUUCAAAAAUCACCAGUUGUUCAACAACAACCAACAACAUCAACUUAUAAACAUGUAUUUAAUCCAGUACAACAACAACAACAACAAACUACUCAAUCUACAACAGUUAAACAACCAGAAAUACCAAAAGUUGUAGAAGAACCAAAGAAAGUAGAACCAACACCAACACCAAAACCAUUACCAAAACCAGAACCAACAAUUGUUAUUCCAACUCAAGUUAAACAACCAGAAAUACCAAAAGUUGUAGAAGAACCAAAGAAAGUAGAACAAGUUUCAAUUAUUAAAACUGAUGAAAAUGUUCAAACAUUAGCACCAUUACCAGAGAAAGCUGAAGGUGUUAAAAGACAAGCUGCAUCUAGAAAUCCAAUUAGAGCUAGACAAGAAAGAGCUGCUCAAGAAGAAGCAGAUGCAAAGAAAAGAUUGGAAGAACAAGCCAAAGCUAAUGCAUCAUCAACAACAACAACUGUAACAGUUACAAAUUCAAAACCAAAUGUUCAAUCAGCAUUAGGUGGAUUUGGAUUAUUAUAUUCAGUUGGAGCACCAGAUGAAACAAUGUUUAAAACAAGAGCUGAAAGAAUUCAAUCAGCAAUGGAUAAUUCAUCAUCAUCAAAUCCAUUCUCAUUAAAUCAACAACCAAAAGAUCAACCAAAACUAUUACAUAUCAAAGGUAGAAGAUCACCAUUUGUUAGACAAGUUGAGCUUUGUUAUCAAUCAUUGAAUAAAGGUGAUGUUUUCAUUUUAGAUUGUGGUAAAGAUAAGAAUUUACUCUAUCAAUGGAAUGGUUCAGAAUCAAAUCGUAUUGAAAAAGGUAAAGGUAUGGAUAUUGGUAAAUCCAUUAAAGAUAAGGAAAGAGUUGGUUGUCGUGUAAUCAUUGUUGAUGAAGGUAAAGAACCUGAAGAAUUUUGGAAGAUAUUAGGUGGUAAAGGUGAGAUUGCUUCAGCCGAUUCGGCUGGUGAUGAUAGAGAUGCUGAAUUAAACAUUAGAAAGUAUAUAACACUCUAUCGUGCACAAGCAAUCAAUGCUGAUAAAGAAUUGGAUUUAAUCCCAAUCGAAGGUAGAUUAUCAAAAUCAGUAUUGGAAGCUGAGGAAUGUUAUAUCUUAGAUUGUGUAAGUGAAAUGUUUGUUUGGACAGGUACAAACUCAAAAUUAAAAGUUAGAAAUAUGACCUUGAAAAUGGGUAAUGAAAUGUUUGCCGCCAGAGCCAAUAACUGUUGGACAAGUGGUGCUUGUCAUCGUGAAUUCCCAGGUAGUGAACAAGUAUUAUUCAAAGAGAGAUUCUCUGAUUGGGGUGGUUCAUUACCAAUCGCAAUGCAACAAGUACCAGUUGGUUUAAAUACUGCCACUGCAAAGAAACAAGAAAAGAUUUGUAUCGACACAAUGCAUAAACCAAAAGCAGAGAAAGAAGAGGUUAUGAUUGAUGAUGGUUCAGGUAAACUUACCAUUUGGCGUGUUGAAGAAUUUCAAAAGGUUCAAUUGGAUCCUUCAACCUAUGGUCAAUUCUAUAGUGGUGAUAGUUAUUUAGUAUUGUAUACUUAUUUCUUUAAGAAUAAAGAUAACUAUUUAAUCUAUUUCUGGCAAGGUAAAAAUAGUUCAAUCAAUGAAAAAGGUACCUCUGCUCUAUUGACUGUUGAAUUGGAUGAUUCUUUAAAAGGUAUGGCAAAAGAGGUUAGAGUCGUUCAAAAUAAAGAACCAAAACAUUUCCUUUCAGUUUUCAAAGGUAGAUUCAUAAUUCAUCAAGGUAAAGAUCCAUUAUCAAAGAAUUAUAAACCACCUUCAAAUCCAAAUGAACCAAUUCUUUAUCAUAUUCGUGGUACAACCGAUUUCAAUACUCGUGCAAUUCAAUCAAAACUUUCAACUCAAACUUUAAAUUCUUAUAAUUCCUUCAUAUUGAAUUCCACCGCAAGCAAUGGUACAAUCUAUAUUUGGUAUGGUAAAUUAUCAAAUCAAUUGGAAAGACAAUUCUCAAAGAAUAUCUCAUCGAAAUCUUUAAAUAGCAAUGGUAGAUCUAAAUUGGUUGAAUUUGAAGAAGGUAAAGAAUCUGAAGAAUUCUUUAAACUUUUAGGUGGUCGUCAACCAUAUCCAUUAUCAAAAACCACUUCAAGAGUUGAACCACGUCUUUAUCAUUGUACUGUUGGUUCUGGUGCUUUUGUUGUAGAUGAAGUCACUUCUUUUGCUCAAGAGGAUUUACUUCAAGAGGAUGUUUUCAUCGUUGAUGGUAUCGAACAAAUUUUCAUUUGGAUCGGUACUGAAACCACUGAAACUGAACGUAAAUCUUCAAUGGAAGUAGCAGUUGAAUACUCUUCAACUUUACCAUCACCAAGAAAACAAAAUAUUCCCGUCUAUCUCACUUAUCAUGGUAAAGAACCUUACAUUUUCACAAGCCUAUUCCAUGGUUGGGACUUUUCAAAGAGAGUCAUUCCAACUAUCUCUUUUGAUCAAGAUUUACUUUUAGCAAAGGAAAUAUUAGAACUUUAUACUAAAAAAUAUACAUAUGAUCAAUUAGUAAAGAAACAAUAUCCAAAAGGUAUAGAUGGUUCUCGUUUAGAAGAAUAUUUAUCUGAUGAAGAAUUCAUUUCAAUUUUCAAGAUAACUCUUGCUCAAUUUAAAACUUUAUCUUUAUGGAAACGUGAAUCUUGGAAAAAAGAAUUAAGAUUAUAUUAA